AUGAAGAUGGCGGCUCCCACCGCCAGCAAGGCAGCCUCCCUGGGCUGUAACAACAAGCCUACGUUCCCGGAGCUGGAUUUCAGGUCGGGAGCUCGGGUGGAAGAAUUGAACAAACUCAUCCAAGAAUUCACGAAGCACGACCAGCGGGAAUACGACGACCAGAGAGCGCUGGAGAUUCACACAGCCAAGGAUUUCAUCUUUUCCAUGCUGGGAAUGGUGCAAAAGCUGGACCAAAAACUUCCAGUGGCCAAUGAGUACCUGUUGCUUUCUGGAGGAGUCCGGGAAGGCGUGGUGGACCUGGACUUAGAUGAACUUAAUGUUUAUGCUCGAGGGACUGACUAUGAUAUGGACUUUACCCUUCUGGUGCCAGCCCUUAAGCUGCAUGACCGUAAUCAGCCUGUGACACUUGAUAUGCGCCACUCAGCCUUGUGCCACUCUUGGCUGAGUCUUCGGCUCUUUGAUGAGGGGACGAUCAGUAAAUGGAAAGACUGCUGCACGAUCGUAGAUCACAUCAAUGGUGCCACCAACUACUUCUUCUCCCCAACCAAAGUGGCUGACUGGUUCUAUGACUCCAUCAGCAUUGUGCUGUCAGAGAUACAGAAAAAACCCCAGCGAGGGAUGCCAAAAGUGGAAAAGGUAGAAAAGAAUGGGACCAUCAUCUCCAUCAUUCUGGGUGUGGGGAGCAGUCGCAUGUUGUACGAUAUUGUCCCUGUGGUAUCUUUCAAAGGUUGGCCUGCGGUGGCCCAGAGCUGGCUCAUGGAGAACCACUUUUGGGAUGGGAAGAUCACCGAGGAAGAGGUCAUCAGUGGGUUUUACUUGGUGCCUGCUUGCUCCUACAAGGGUAAGAAGGACAAUGAAUGGCGGCUGUCCUUUGCCAGGAGCGAGGUGCAGUUGAAGAAGUGCAUCUCUAGCAGCCUCAUGCAGGCCUACCAGGCCUGCAAAGCCAUCAUCAUUAAACUCCUGUCACGGCCCAAGGCUAUUAGCCCCUAUCACCUGCGCAGCAUGAUGCUCUGGGCCUGUGACAGACUUCCUGCCAACUACUUGGCUCAAGAAGACUGUGCAGCCCACUUUUUGCUGGGCCUCAUCGAUGACCUGCAACACUGUCUGGUCAACAAGAUGUGCCCCAAUUAUUUCAUCCCUCAGUGCAACAUGCUGGAACACCUGUCGGAGGAGACGGUCAUGCUCCAUGCGCGGAAGCUCUCCUCCGUCCGCUCAGACCCGGCAGAGCACCUGCGCACCGCCAUCGAGCAUGUCAAGGCAGCCAACCGGCUGACGCUGGAGCUCCAGAGGCGAGGGAGCACCACCAGCAUCCCCUCCCCGCAGUCGGAUGGAGGGGACCCCAACCAGCCUGAUGACCGUUUGGCCAAAAAACUGCAGCAGCUAGUGACUGAAAACCCGGGGAAGUCUAUCUCUGUCUUUAUUAACCCUGAUGAUGUCACGAGGCCCCAUUUCAGAAUUGAUGAUAAAUUUUUCUGAGCGUUUUGCUGCCUUUUUUUUCUGGUUCUAAAACUCUCAUCAAGUGUCGCGUGGGUUGUGAUGCUGUCUUUCUGUUUUUUACGUAUCCAGCCUGGAUUGGAUCUGUUAAGAAUACCUUUUAAGUUUCCUGGUUCUGCAGGCUCUGAAAACAGUAUAUUACUAUUUCACAUUCUGCCUCUGGUUUUGUCAUUUACUUUUUGUAGUUAUCGUCACAUAGUUUGUUUUUGUUUUUAAGGAGAACUUGAGCCAUAGAUGAAAAUGCCCAUGAAUUCUCUUCUUUUUUUCUCUUUCAUACUUUGUGCAAAUUUGUUAAUGGGGGUGGGGAAACUAAUCCCUUUCUGACACUUCAGAAUUCUACUAUUUUUUGUUUUGUUUUUCUGUCUUUAUUUUUGUGAUGAGCUUUCAUCACUACAGAAAUUUGAGAAUCAUCUGAACCUGGGAACUACCUGGUAUGUUAGCUGGAUUUCUUUCUUUUGACCAGUGCCCAGAGUAUUUUCCCCCUUUCCACCAAACAACAUGACUUUGAAAGUCCUAAUGCUACAAAUUGUGUUUUGAAGCAACUUCAUUGAAUGUAAUUGUCCACAAAUCAGAACUUUGGAUGGUUUGGACAGUGCGUUUGACAACUUUCCAAACAGAAUUAAGGUUUCCAAAUGGUAGUUUUAGCGUGUGUAAUUAUUUGAAGCCUUAUUUAAAUCCUAUUAAAGAACAUACCAUUAUAAUUGUUAUUUGCACUAAUGAAAUCUUUGCCAUUGUCAGAGUUCCAGUGUAUGUGUUUCAAUAUAAAUUGAUAUCCAUUGUUGAAAUGCUGUCAUUUAUUUUCAUUUAGCCCAUUUCUCUCAAUCAAUAGAACGGUUCUUUGCAUUUGUUUAGUUCUCCUUUAAUUGUGGGGUCCUGUUUUGCCCUCUUUGAUAUUCUUGGUUCCUGUCAUACUGAGAGAAGUUUUUAAAGCUUUAUACCUGCCAAGUGACUUUAUCUGAAGCUGGGGAAAAUAUAUACUUCUUAGAGUAGGUGUCUUUGUAUGUAUUUCUUUUGGGAUUAUAGAGGUAAGCUUUAUUGUAAAGUCUCUUUGCUUCUACUGAGAGUUUUGAGGAAAAGUGGCAGGAAGAACUUAUAAUCCCCAAAUAGAAGAUUCCAUCCCUGUUGAAAAGCAGGUUUUGUUAUAGAGCAGGAACCAGGACAUAUCUGUGGGUGGGCCUUGGUGUAGAGGUGUCCUGUCUUGAUGAAUGAAAUUACUUGCCAGGCUUAGGUGCCGCAAGGCGUCAGCUCCCUGUUUUGGUACAGACGCAUGGCAAAUGAUGGUGUUUGAAAGAUCGGGGGCCUGCCGAUAUCUCAAAGGAUGACCAUGUUGUCUACUGUUGGAAAGGUCAAGCAACAUUUUGGUUUUCAUCUUGAAUGUCCAAACUCCCAGGUUGGAUUUUGGCCAAUUGAAAUCAGGCAUACGCAAUCUUGGGUUUUGCAUGGGAAUUAAUGUAAUGCUUAUAAUUGAAAAUGAAAUCAUUCAACCAUCUUAAGUCAAACACAAAAAUCAUAAUAAAAGAAACAUACUGGCCUUGGAAUCUUGUUGUUGCUGUUGUUAGUUUGUA
Molecule: messenger RNA, 3059 nt
Organism: Diceros bicornis minor
Lineage: Eukaryota; Metazoa; Chordata; Mammalia; Perissodactyla; Rhinocerotidae
Gene: MB21D2
Product: Mab-21 domain containing 2
Exons: 2
Coding region: 1-1476 (491 amino acids)
Source: RefSeq, a predicted model, not a curated record